AUGGCAGGAGUCGCGCCGUUCGCGGGCCCGCAGCUGCCGCUGCCCAUCGACGUCCGCUGGAACCGACCGUCCGUCGUCUGCAGCGCCCUCAUGAGUCUCUACAUCGUGUUCGCCCCGCUCGAUGCAUAUAUUUACGAGCCCUUCCCGUGGACUAUCUCGCCGCCGGCCGUCGCCACCCAGACGUCGCAGCUCUCGUGGGCAGCCGCGAGUCCUCUCUGGCUCACCGCAGCCAGAGCAAGCUACAACGACACGUUCUUCGCACGUGGCGCCAGCUACGCGUACGAUCGCGAGACCAACACGGACGUCUAUCGAAGUGCCCUCAACACGUCGGCCAAGUGCGAGCUGUACGAGCUCCACACGGGCGCCCUCCUCUCGGCUCGGCUCCAGUCGCUUGUCUGCACCUUUGUCCAGAACAGUUCGUCUCCGUCUGGUGGAUGCCAGGAGAAUAUGAUGCUUUCGCUGCGGGCGUCGGUGCUCUGUGUCUGGUUCACGCCAAUGUCUGACGGUGCGAGCGACGACGCCAACGAUUCGUAUACCGUCUACGAGAUGUUCCACUUGGCUCCAACACCCGACUACCUCUACGGCAUGCUCGCCUUCCGCCUCACACUCACCGUGUACAUGGCGCUUUUGUGUGGACGCCGAUACUUGCAGCCUGUUCGGCGGCUGCACCGGCACUGUUAUCGGCUCCCGGCCAGGCGCUGCGACGUGAUUGUCGGCGACCCGACGUCGCUGCUUGUGCUUGAUCCGCUCUUGACAUUGGCGAUGGCCCUCGACCUCUGGCUCAGUGUGCCCGUUGUCGGCUCAUCAACGAUCGCCGUGUCCCAGUUACAGGCGUUGGACCACGCCGCACUCGGCUGCAUGUAUCUCUCGCGCAUGGCAUGGUUUGCAUACGGAUCGCUCGUGCUCGUCUCGAAGGGUCUUAAGCGCUACCACUGGGAGGCACGGUACCGCCCGGCGAGUCCGACCGUCCUCGCGGUCUUUGCGACGCUUGUCACCGGCCCGUUGACGUACCUCCAAGCCCAGAGCUACCUCCUCGUUCAGCUCUACGAGAUGAUUUUCGCCGGUAGUGAGCCCAGUACGACUCAAAUCGUGUAUGGGUUCCUACUCUUCCACCUGCUGCUUGCCGCGCUUCCGCUGGUGUAUUUUCUUCAGGUUCCGCCGAGCGACGAUGGCGGCGCCACCGCGCUCUUCGCCAAGGCCGUCACGACGCGGUAUACCACCGUGGGUGCGACCGACUGGAAGCAGCGCCUGCUCUUGCCGCUGUUUCUGCGCUCGGCCGGCUAUGUCCGCCAGCACGGCUGUUCGCUCUACAAUUUUUUUUACAUCGACGCGUCCUUUCGAGCGUGCCCGGGUCUGAGCCAGCGCGGGUCCGACUGCUACAUUGUGCUCUACAGCGCCGGCAACGGCGCCGCGGUCAAGCGCCUCGCCCUGCGGCGCCGCGUCGAUUUGACGUCGCUGCCCGUGACGAUCGAGCGACGGGACGAGCUCUUUGGGAGCCUCGGUAUCGUCAUCAACAAGGGCGCGACCAACCCUACCUAUGUCGUGGUCGAGCCCACGCAAGCGCCGUGCGAGUGGGUCGAAUAACCCCGCGUGCUAGACUACAUUUAGCUUGAAAAAAGGCGAAGUGAAAGUCACCUGAAGCCGACACCAAGCGCU
Saprolegnia diclina VS20 is the source of this 1656-nucleotide messenger RNA. RefSeq lists its product as hypothetical. Bases 1 to 1584 code for a protein of 527 amino acids. The record is from RefSeq and is a predicted model, not a curated record. The transcript is spliced from 5 exons. Lineage: Eukaryota; Oomycota; Saprolegniomycetes; Saprolegniales; Saprolegniaceae.